Messenger RNA from Callithrix jacchus (white-tufted-ear marmoset), 2799 nucleotides. NCBI's taxonomy places the organism in Eukaryota, Metazoa, Chordata, Mammalia, Primates, Cebidae. The record is from RefSeq and is a predicted model, not a curated record.
CUGUACAAUACACAUUUAUUGAGCACCAGACAUGCCAUGCUAGAUGCAGGUGACCCAGAGCAUCAAGGAGCACACAGUCUGAUGGCAGAGGCACACACAAUGUCUCUAGGAUGUAUUAAAUCAGUCAGUGGCCGGGUAUGGUGGCUCACACAUGUAAUCCCACCACUUUGGGAGGCCAAGGUGGAAGGAUCACCUGAGGUCAGGAGUUCGAGACGAGCCUGGCCAACAUGUUGGAAACCCAUCUGUACUAAAAAUACAACAGUUAGCCUGGUGUGGUGGUGGGAACCUGUAAUCCCAGCUACUUGGGAGGCUGAAGCUGGAGAAUUGGUUGAACCCAGGAGGCAGAUGUUGCAAUGACUGGAGAUUGCGCCAUUGCACUGCAGCCUGGGUGACAUGAGUGAAAUUCCGUCUCAAAAGAAUUAAUAAAAUGAAUCAGUCAGCAAGAGAUGCAGCUCAGGGUACUCUGGGGAUAUCUAGAGGCACAGUACCUUCCGCUUCUCAGACAGGGAGGGAGAAUAGCACAGGCUGAAGGAGAGUGGAACAUAGCAGUUGGCCUCUGAUGGUGGGACUGGCAACAAAUUCCUAAGGGCCACUUCCCUGUUUUCAGGGACUAGGUAGGGCUAGAUAUGAGGCUCAGGAUGGACAAGGCUUUAGAGCCAGGUUGGAGAAGUUGAAAGAGCAUUACUAGAGUGGGCAGGCCUAGGCUAUGCUCUUUACUCUGCCACUGACUGUGUGAUCUUGGGCAGGCCACUUGACCGCUCAGGGCUGUGCACUCCCUUAUUUGUAAAACUAGAGGGCUGAGCCCGCACGUUUUCCAAGGGUUCUUCUAGCACUGAUGGUCUGAUUCCAAGAGGGAACCCACUGUCAGAGUGGGACACUUCCUCAUUUCUACUCGCCCAAAGGUUCAAGACCUGGGGAAUUAGUGGAGAGGCCUGGAAAGACAGGAUCCAGAUAAAAGCCAAAGUUCCUGGCAGGGCCGCGGCCACUGCCCUGAUUCCUUAGGUAUGAACAGAGCUUUUCCAGCUCCCAAAGUGUUCUAAAUUAUUUCCUAACACGGGGUCAUUGAGAGAAAGAGAUUCUUACCCCCAUUCCACGGGACAAACGGAGGCUCAGGGAGAUUUAAAGAUCAUGCUCAAGAGGUUAUUUGGGGACAAAGCUUACUCAGGAUGUGGAGGGGCUGCUGAGAAGCAGGGACUGGAGCCUGAGGUGGGGCAAGCUGAGACCUGGGGGUAUGUGUAUGUGGUAGUGGUGCUUGGGCCAUGGAAUGAAGUGGAAGAAACAGCCAAGAGCUGGGCACUGAGGGAACAAGCUGGGGGGCCCUGGGCGUGGGUUCCCUGGAUCCAGGGAGUGUGAGGAUGGCUUUCCCUGGUUCCUGAGGCAUGGACUGAGUCCCAACUGCAUCUGAGCUCUGCUCUGCUAGCUUUGUGGUGUCUGGAUCGGGGAAGUUACUGUUAGAAAGUUGCCGUCAGCAGGCGUCCUUCCAGCUUUCCAUGGAAAUUCUGGGAGCUGCUCCGAGUUUGCGGCCGGGCCUUCCUUCCUUCUCCCCAAUGGACACAGGACCUUGACGGCCAGCGGGCUCCAAGGCCCAGGCCUUUUGCCAACAGCAACAGGCUACUAGCUGGGCCCAGGCAAGGGGGCCUUGGCAGGAAACGUCCCUUGUUGUACCUUCACUACACUCAGAGGCCAGUGAGGGGGGUACCAGACAGGACUCCUUUCUCCUGGGUGAAGUGCCCCUGCAGCCCCCCACGGUCCACCCCAUGGAUGUUUCCUUUACAGAAGUACAAUGCUGAUUAUGAUCUGUCAGCUCGGCAAGGGGCAGACACCCUGGCCUUCAUGUCUCUCCUGGAGGAGAAGCUGCUCCCGGUGCUGGUGAGUGUGCCCAGACUUCCCUGCAUCCAUGGCCAGCAGGGGAGGGGUAGGGUGCACACACACGCACACACUGGUUCAGGGCAGCAUGGGGGUCAGGAGCCCACCUUGAAUCAGACAGGUGCACUGGCUCAGACCUGCCUGUUUCUUCAUGCCUACCCAAUCCAGGUACAUACUUUUUGGAUAGACACCAAGAACUAUGUGGAAGUGACCCGGAAGUGGUAUGCAGAGGCUAUGCCCUUUCCCCUCAACUUCUUCCUGCCUGGCCGCAUGCAGAGGCAGUACAUGGAACGGCUGCAGCUGCUGAGUGGGGAGCACAGGCCUGAGGACGAGGAAGAGUUGGAGAAGGAGCUCUACCGAGAGGCUCGGGAGUGUCUGACCCUGCUCUCUCAGAGCCUGGGAACCCAGAAGUUCUUCUUUGGAGAUGCCCCUGCCUCCUUGGACGCCUUUGUCUUUAGCUACUUGGCCCUGCUCCUUCAGGCCAAGCUGCCCAAUGGGAAGCUGCAGGCUCACCUGCGGGGGCUGCACAACCUCUGUGCCUAUUGUACCCACAUCCUCAGUCUCUACUUCCCUUGGGAUGGAGCUGAGGUACCACCCCCACGCCACACACCAGCAGGCCCAGAGACUGAAGAAGAGCCGUACGGGCGCCGGAACCAGAUCCUAUCUGUGCUGGCAGGGCUGGCAGCCAUGGUGGGCUAUGCCUUGCUCAGCGGCAUAGUCUCCAUCCAGCGGGCAACACCUGCUCGGGCCCCAAGCACCCAGGCCCUGGGCAUGGCUGAGGAGGAUGAAGAGGAAUGAUUGGUCCUCAUGCUCCCAGGACUGGUUUUUCUACUCUCAUGCAUUCCAGAGGCCCCUGUGCCUCCUCAUUGUUGGUACAGCCAGAAACGGGGUGCUGCCCCCAGAAUAAAGCCACUCACACUGACUGAGCUCAAA